AUGUGGACCUUUGUGAGCGCUGGGAGCAGCGGUGGCGAUCCGCUCUUGCGCUCGUUAAACAAUAAUAAGGGCCGGCAAACUUGGGAGUUCAAUGAGAAGGCAGGCACGCCAGAGCUGCGCGCGGAGGUGGAGCGCCUUCGAGCAGAUUUUACCGCCAACAAAGAUAAACAACAUCAUUCAGCGGAUGAGCUUUUAAGACUGCAGUCCGCGGAUCGCAUCCGCGCCAAGAAGCAUGCCCCGCCAUCUGGCGAGGUACCGGAGCAGCUCACACCGGAACGCGUGGAGGCGCAUCUUAACGGCGCUAUCAGCUUUUACGAAUGCUUACAACAAGAUGAUGGUCACUGGCCCGGUGAUUAUGGUGGACCGAUGUUCCUGCUCCCUGGCCUGGUCAUCGGUCUAUACACCACGGGCGCGCUGGACCAGGUCUUCACUCCGCACCACAAGCAGGAGGCUCUUCGCUACCUGGCCAACCACCAGAACGACGAUGGCGGGUUCGGGUUGCACAUCGAGGGCGGCUCCACCAUGUUUGGGACGGGGCUGAACUACGUGAUGGCUCGGCUGCUUGGCAUGGGGCCGGAUGAGGACCUCACCAGGCGAGCUCGCGAAUGGGUAAAUUCACGCCCGCGGGGGGGCUACCUACAUCACCAGCUGGGGCAAGUUCUGGCUGGCAGUGCUCGGGGUGUACCCUGGGACGGCAUGAACCCGCUUACACCGGAAAUGUGGCUGCUCGCCGUACAGCAAAUGGACGGGCAUCGGCUACCUGCACCCGGGCCGCUUCUGGUGUACCUCCCUAUGAGUUACGUGUACGGCAUGCGGGGCACGUGCAAGGAGACGGCCCUCACCGCCGCCAUCAGCCAACCCCUCCCCCCGCGCUCUCACCUCCGGAACUCACCACCCGGGUCCCACCACAUCCGAACCUGGCCAACCCACAUGCCGUACAGGCAGGAGCUGUACCCCAUGCCGUACAGUAAGAUUGACUGGAACGCAGCUCGCAACCAGUGCGCUAAGGAGGACCUCUACUACCCGCACCCGCUGGUGCAGGACGUCCUGUGGUGGGCGCUGUACAGGGCGGAAAACGUACUGCAGGGGAGCUUCCUUCGCCGCAUGGCGCUGAAGGAGUGCAUGAAACACAUCCACUACGAGGAUGAGAACACCCGCUACAUCGACAUCGGCCCGGUCAACAAGGUCGUCAACAUGCUGUGCUGUUGGCUGGAAGAUCCGAACGGACUGCCGUACAAGAAACAUCUGGUCCGAGUUGCCGACUACUUGUGGGUUGCUGAGGACGGUCUCAAGAUGCAGGGCUAUAACGGCAGCCAGCUGUGGGACACGUCCUUUGCUGUCCAGGCCCUGGCGGAGGCGGGGCUGCUGGACGUGACCGCCGCCUCCCUGGCCCGCGCACACGCCUACGUGGAGCAGAGCCAGGUGGUGGAGGAGGCCGCGCCCCCCCUGGACCGCUACUACCGCCACAUCUCCAAGGGCGCCUGGCCCUUCUCCACACGGGACCACGGCUGGCCCAUCUCCGAUUGCUCCUCGGAGGGGCUCAAGGCGGCGCUCGCGUUGGCAGGGCUGCCCGCGGACAAGGUGGGGGAACCCAUCCCCGCCGAGCGGCUGUACGACUGCGUCAACGUUAUCUUGUCGUACCAGAACUCCGACGGCGGCAUGGCCACCUACGAGAACACGAGGUCGUUCCACUGGCUGGAGAUUCUGAACCCCGCCGAGACGUUCGGUGACAUCAUCGUGGACUAUUCGUACGUUGAGUGUACGAGCGCCUGCAUUACCGCUCUGGCCGCAUUCCGCAAGCGCCACCCCGACCACCGCCCCUCGGAGAUAUCCGCAGCUCUGGGCCGGGCAGAGGCCUUCAUCCGCUCAAUUCAGCGAGCGGAUGGGUCAUGGUACGGCUCCUGGGGCGUGUGUUUCACAUACGCAUGCUGGUUUGGCAUCACGGGGCUGGUGGCAUUGGGCCAUAACUACCACAACGACCCGGCAGUACGGCGGUGCUGCGAGUUCUUGGCAGUACGGCAGCGGGAGGACGGCGGCUGGGGCGAGAGCUACUUGUCGUGCCAGGACAAGGUGUACAGCCAGCUUGACGGCGACAGUCACGUGGUCAACACCUCCUGGGCGAUGUUGGCGCUGCUGGCAGCUGGUUACCACAGGGUGGACCCCGCCCCCUUCCAUCGAGCCGCUCGCUUCCUGCUCCGCAUGCAGCUGCCCAGCGGUGACUGGCCCCAGCAGCACAUCUCCGGCGUGUUCAACCGCAACUGCAUGAUCACGUACGCCAACUACCGGAACAUCUUCCCCAUUUGGGCGCUGGGCCACUAUCGCCGAUUGGUGCUUCUGGGAGAGGAGGAGAUCACCAAGCAUUGA
Volvox carteri f. nagariensis is the source of this 2364-nucleotide messenger RNA. RefSeq lists its product as uncharacterized. Gene Ontology annotation, cellular component: lipid droplet. Gene Ontology annotation, biological process: triterpenoid biosynthetic process. Lineage: Eukaryota; Viridiplantae; Chlorophyta; Chlorophyceae; Chlamydomonadales; Volvocaceae. The transcript is spliced from 16 exons. The record is from RefSeq and is a predicted model, not a curated record. The coding region runs from base 1 to 2364 and encodes 787 amino acids. Gene Ontology annotation, molecular function: intramolecular transferase activity.